Trichoderma gamsii is the source of this 342-nucleotide messenger RNA. RefSeq lists its product as hypothetical. Bases 1 to 342 code for a protein of 113 amino acids. The transcript is spliced from 3 exons. The record is from RefSeq and is a predicted model, not a curated record. Lineage: Eukaryota; Fungi; Ascomycota; Sordariomycetes; Hypocreales; Hypocreaceae.
AUGAAGGGAUAUCGCCGGUAUUACACGCAAGUACCAAGCGGACGCUUGGACGAAGGCGAGACAACUACAUCCAGCGCCGACAGCUAUCGAAACCCAGCGGCAUGGCAUACCAUGGUAUUGAACAUAUGGGUUAUCCUGCGGCAGGAAGCGAUUGAAACAAGGGCUGCUGACAUUGCGCUCCCAAGAGCUCAGCCCUUCAUCGAUCCGCAAUUGCCGUUUCGAGCGCUUGAAAUAGAUCUUCGAUAUUGGCAUUCUAGCUGCUUACUGCUGUCACGGUGGGCUUCGUACGUACAUGUGUCUAAAGGUACAUCUAGUUGUGAAAUGCCAAGCCAGCCAUUCUAA